This is a messenger RNA of Closterium sp. NIES-67, 3398 nucleotides long. The record is from the annotation of a GenBank genome assembly. Lineage: Eukaryota; Viridiplantae; Streptophyta; Zygnematophyceae; Desmidiales; Closteriaceae.
AGCUACAGAAAGCUUAGCUGGCGUCAACUCUCUACUUAGGACACCCUCUGACAUGUAUCGGUGCGAUAGUACAGUACAAAACAUUUUGUAGUCCACGCAUAACUGUAGUCCACGUUCAGUGCGCAAUGCUUUCUCCUGCCUCCGCCAAGCAGUUAGUUCAAUAGCAGCCCAGAGACGCGUCGUAGAUAAUGUAGUGCGGUGCGGACGCUUUCACCGCCUGCGCCGCUUUCGCGCAUUCCUUCACGCUUAGAGCACCACUAAGCCGCCAUCGCCUGCCAUCGCCUGCCGUCGCCUGCCAUCGCCUGCAUUUCCCGUCGCUUGCCGAUAACUUUUACACACCAGGAGUUUGCAGCUGAACAGGUUCAGAUAGCUCACGAUUAAAGCCCCCUCUCAUAAUUACAAAGGUUUGGCACUUGAUUGAUAGUCAGCGGACCAACAUGAGCGACGCGCCCGUUGUUGCGCCCGACGCCCCUCCCCCGCGCAGUUGCCUCCCCGCCUUCCCCUGCAUUUCCUCCGCCUCCGCUUCCGCACAUCAUGGCGCCGCCACGCGCAUCCUUCCCGCCGGUGGGCAGAGCGAGCGGGGGAGCGCGGCGGAGGGGGAAAGAAGCGCGGCGGAAGCGCGGCAGCGCGCGUGCCGCGUGAGCGUGAAAGUUCUGGCGCUUAAAGACGUGAAGGAUUUUAAGGACGCCGACGCGGCGUGGCAGACUACUAAUAUUCUGCAGGCGCCGCCGGUCGUGUUAAUUAAAGUGGAAAACGCGCACUUUUGCACGACAGAGGUCAAGGGGAGGGCGGAGGGGAAGGGGGGGAAGGGGGGGGGGAAGGCGGAGGUAAACGGGAAGGCGCCGGGGAAGAACGGGAAGGCGGAGGGGCUCGGGGAGGGGUUCGCGGAAGAUCAAGUGGAGGCGCAAGCGGAAGGGCAGGCGGAAGGGCAGGCGAACGGGCAGGCGGAAGGGGGGCAAGCGGCGGAAGGCCUAGUGGAAGUAAACCAGGGGCACGCGUUUACAGUGAAAGACGAGCAGACGGCACACGUGUCCGUCGCGCUAGUACGCGGCGCGCUCGUGCAGGGCGCCAUAGCCAUCGGGCUCAAGCAGGUGAUCGGCGCCAUAGCUCCGCUCCCCGUCGCGCGGCUCCUAGACCUAGACCCGGAUAAAGCCGUCGCGCCGCAGUGGUACGAGUUAAAAGCGCCCGCGGGGGGGCUAAAGGGCUCCUUGGGGAAGGGGAUGGGCGCGACUUUGGGGAAGAAGAAAGCGCGGGGGGAAGGCGCGAGCGCGCGGGGGGAAGGGGCGGUCGUGGGGAGGGUGCUGCUGCAAGCAGUGGCGGCGCGCGCGCCGCCCGAGCAGGCGGUUUCGCUGUUCGUGGGGUCGUGGAAUGUGGGGAACGCGCCGCCCGCGGGGGAUUUGUCGCCGUGGCUGCCGGUGGGCGGCACGCACGAUCUGAUCGCGAUCGGAUCGCAGGAGUGCGAGUACGCGCCGCGGCAAGGGUUCGCGUCGUGUAUGGACGACUGGGUGGCGAGCAUACGGGCACAUUUCGGGCCAAGGUACCGCCUGGUGAAGGGCACUUCAAGGGGGCAGAUGCGGAUCGUGGUGCUCGUGCUAGACACCUCCCAGAGAGCCGUUACAGACGUGGUGGUGGCCAGCGAGGCCACAGGGAUAGGCCACGUGCUGGCGAACAAGGGCGCCGUGUGCGUGUCGCUGCGGUUCUGGGACACCCCCUUGUGCUUUAUCAGCUCCCACUUGGCCGCGCACGAGGGGCAGUGCGCCACGCGGAACGACAAUUACCGCGAAAUCGUGCAGAAUAUGCGCCCGGGGCUGCCGAAUAUCGACCUCUUGAACCAGUUCCACCAUCUGUUUUGGAUGGGCGAUUUGAACUACCGGCUCACUCUGCUCGACACCUCCCCCCCGCCUGCGCUUCCGUCGUCUACUUCGUUCCCUGCCACUGCCUCUGCUGCUGCUGCUGCCGCUGCAGGGGGCGCUGCUGCUGCGGCUGGUGCGGCUGGUGCUGCAGCCGGUGCUGCUGCUGGCGCUGUUGCUGCCGGUGCUGGUGCUGCUGCCGGUGCUGCGGCUGGUGCAGCUGGUGCUGCGGCGGGUGCUGUUGCGGCUGGUGCCGGUGCAGCAAAGGCGGCAGCUGCUGUGUUUUACCGCUCCUCCGUUGCUGCUGCUGCCAGCUCCCCCUCUGUCCCUCCCAGUGGGGCCAAAGUUCUGGACCAAUUAGACGAUGACAGCUCAGCGGACGAGGCUGAAGGCUCCAGCAGUGGUAAUGAUGACGAUGAGGAGGAGGGGGGGGUGGUGUGGGAGGGGGAGGAAGAGGGGGAGGAGGAGGAGGAGGAGGUGGCACGGGAGGCUAGUGGUUUUGCCGAACCUGGAAAAGUGGUUCGGAAGCGGAGCAGCAUCGGAAGUUCGAGCGAGAUCCUGAAAGGUUUCUUGAAAACAACGAAGGGCAGCUUCGGGACAAUGUUUGAGCUGAACAGCUCGAAAAAGGGUAGAGGAAACAGCAGCACGGAAAUAAAGGGGAAAACACCCCCGCCAAAUAGUCCCACAUUCAAGAGCUUGAGGGUGGACGGAAAGGGGGUUCGGAAAUUGAGGGCUGGGGGAAUAAAGAAGAGUGCUAGUAGCGGCGAUGCAGCCUUUGAGUCGACUCGUGGAAUGAAUGGGAACGGUGGUGGCAAGGGCGCGGCAGGAAAAGACGCGGCAGGGAUUGGUGAAAGUGAGGGGAGUAUCCGGGAGGAAAGGUUGUGUAGCAGUGGAGGAGAUGAGGGCGGGGUGAGAGAAGGGGGAGAGAUGAGAGGAGGGGGAGGGGGGAGGAGAGAAGAUGGUGAGGGGUUGGAGUUUGAGGCAGAACCGGGAAGAGGAGCAGAAGGGGGAGGAGGAGGGGCGGUUGAGGAGGAAAAUGCAAGGGAAGGGGGUGCGCACGGGGGGGAGAUAACUGGGGAUAGCGGUGGGCUGGGGAAACUACCAAGAGCAGGAGGGGGGGAAACACCCGAAGGGGGAGAAACACCUGGAGGGGGGGGAACGCCCCGGGGGGGGGGGACGGCUGGAGGUAAAUCAAGCUCAGGGAAGGGGCUUGAGGGCCACAAGCGCGUGCUGAGUGCGGGGAGUCUCAGCGCCAGCCUGGGGCUGUUUCGAGGGGCCUCCAACAAGGACGCGAGCGGCAAGCCUGCUUCGGCGCCGCAGCUGUCGUCCAAGAAAUCGAUGGAGAAGAGAGCGCGGGCGGCAGUGCAUGCAAGUGCUCUGGAGCAAAUACGGAGCAAGGAGUACAGUGCUUUGCUGGAGUAUGACGAGUUGCAGCGGGAGAUUCGGGAGGGUCGGGGGUUCUACGGGUUUCAAGAGGCUCCCAUCACCUUCGCCCCCACAUUCAAGGCAAGCACCCCACCUUUAAGGCAAGCACCCGCCCCUCGCCCC